Molecule: messenger RNA, 1857 nt
Organism: Cynoglossus semilaevis (tongue sole)
Lineage: Eukaryota; Metazoa; Chordata; Actinopteri; Pleuronectiformes; Cynoglossidae
Gene: fads6
Product: fatty acid desaturase 6
Exons: 6
Coding region: 143-1183 (346 amino acids)
Biological process (GO): lipid metabolic process
Cellular component (GO): membrane
Molecular function (GO): oxidoreductase activity, acting on paired donors, with oxidation of a pair of donors resulting in the reduction of molecular oxygen to two molecules of water
Source: RefSeq, a predicted model, not a curated record
AUGAACACAAACAUUUUUUCAACUUGGACUUUAGCCUCUGAGCUGAGGAGCAGCUGCAGCAACUGCAGGAACUGCAGAGGAGGAGAAGUGAGGAGGUGAAAUAAAGGACAUAGUAGAGGAGAGAGGAGAAGGAGGUCAGGCCAUGAAGGUGAACAAGGUGAAGACUGCAGGAGGAGGUGCAGAGGAGGAGCAGGAGGAGACCCUGAUGACAGAGCUGAACAGACUGGUGCAGGAGACACUGACGAGGAGCAGCUGGUGGGAGAGGAGGGGUGAGGACUGCUGCAUCCUGGGAACAGCCUUCCUCUGUCUGCCACCAGCCUUCCUGCUGCUCUCCUCCACCCAUCUCACCUGGUUUUUAGUCGGCGUCAUGCUGAUGGGUGUGGCCCACGCCGUCAUCACCAUCAAAGGGACACAUCUGGCCAGUCAUGGGGCGCUGAGCGAGUCGCCCACCUGGGCCAAGUUCUGGGCUGUCUUCUUCAUCGAGAUCUGUGGGUCUUUCUCGGCGCGGGCCGGUGUCCAGGGUCACAUCAAGAUGCAUCACGCCCACACCAACAUCAUCGGACUGGGAGACUCCAGCGUGUGGAAGGUUCCAUUCCUGUCUCGAACCAUCUACCUGUUCUUCGCCCCUCUGGCCGUUCCCAUCAUCACUCCUCUGGUGGCAUUCGCCCACCUCAGAGGUCACUCUCUGGGCCUCAUCUUCAGGACUGCCCUCACGGUGUCACUGGGUCUGUACUCACAGUACUGGCUCCUGGUCCAUGUUUCUGGGUUCAGGUCUCCCCUCAGCGCCCUGUUCUGUAUGCUGGUCUGCAGGGCCAUGUUCGCUGUGCCCUACAUCCACGUCAACAUCUUCCAGCACAUCGGUCUGGCCAUGUUCUCUCCCAGCAGGCGGCCCAAACGGAUCCAGCAGAUGAGUCACGGGGUCUUGAACUUACCCCGGAACUUGGUUCUGGACUGGAUCUUUGGACACUCUCUGAUCAGCUGCCACGUGGAGCAUCAUCUCUUCCCCUUCCUGUCGGACCACAUGUGUCUGAAGGUGAAACCCAUCGUAUCCAAAUACCUGCUUGAAAAGCAGUUUCCGUACCACGAGGACUCCUACUGGUCCCGCCUUCGCUUCUUCUUCAGUCGGUACCAGGAGCUCAUGGUGUUUGCCCCGCCCAUCACAGAGCUGGUGGGCGGACAGUGAGUGACGACGGACUUUGCUGAAGCCGCUGCUGAACCGACGUGGAGUCUGUAAAGAAGGUUCAAAUGGUUCCAGUGAGAGAAAGAACUGAUAGCUGCACUGAUGUCAGUCAUUAUUCUGUUUACUUUACAGCACAAACUAAAACAACACCAAUCCGAGUCACAGUUGUGAAGCUAAAUUAGCAUAGCACAAAAAACAUCCUGUCCUGGUACUGAUUGUUGAACAAAAGUUCAACCUGUUUCAACCUGAAAGCACUUUACUGCAUAUUUACUUUUAAUUUACGACAGUGUGAUAAGUCAUGAACGCUAUGACACUUAAUGAUUUUAUAGUUUUUAUCUUUGUUUUCUUGACAACGUCAUCUGACUGACAGGGACAAAGACACUGUAGCCUGAUUAGCUCCGAUCACGUUAGCAUUUAAUCUAAACUACUCAUAGACACUGUGUGUUAUUAGUCAGACUUUAGCCCCUGUUGCUAAAUGUUAUCUUUUUAAAGUAAAUGUUUAAUUUCCUCAGUCCUUUAUGGAUUUUCUUUUCUAUUUUUUUAAUGUGAUUUAAUGUCACCCCUGGAGUUUACAUUAUGUAAUUAAAAUACAUUACUCAGUUUUUCAUGUCCAUUUACCUUCAACUUCGUUGUACCCCCGUGUUACAAUGACAAUAAAAGCUACUCUUUGGUUAACA